AUGACCUCGACCCCUCAACCUACAAUAUCAGAUGAUCUACUCAUCCGUCGACAACAGCCUCCAAGACCGAAACGAUCUUGCCCGUAUCUAUCGGUGCAAGCCCCAACAGAGCCAACGCGAGUGGCACCCUCAGCCAGUAUCACAUCGGGGACCCCUACAUCCGCAAGCGGCACCCUCGACCAGUACCUUGUCGGCGAGCACUUCGAGGCCCACAUCCAGAAACCAAUGGAAACGGUUUGCUCGAUAUGCAUCAUGGCAAAAGGCAAGCCGAUGAGAUAUCGCAUGCGAGCACCCCACGGUCGGCACAGAUGUGCGCGUACUCAUGGAAGGCAUGCCGAUGAGAUUUCGGAUGCUAGGGCAAUGGAGCGCCAAUCCGAGAGAUACGAUCUCCUCGGAACAGACCGAGAGCGGUCGGCCAUCGGAUCUGGUCUGAUGCGGUUGACGAGAACUCCGGCUCUGGCCGAGAACUCUACAUGGGACUAUGUUCAGCCAGAAGACAGUCCGGCCAGUGUCAUUCCCAUCAGUUCCAAAUGGGUCUUCAAGACCAAGGAACUUCACGGAGCUCCCCGCCUUUGGUAUCAGCAUAUUGACGAGUUCCUCAGAUCUCUUGGCCAUUGCCGGUACGAGUAUUAUGACCCGAAUGUCUAUAUUAGUUUUCAAGACGAUGCACCACCGAUAAUCCUACUCCCAUACGACGACGAUAUCGGAUGCUUCCUCAGAAUUGAAAUUGAGUGA
This is a messenger RNA of Tricharina praecox, 735 nucleotides long. RefSeq lists its product as uncharacterized. The record is from RefSeq and is a predicted model, not a curated record. NCBI's taxonomy places the organism in Eukaryota, Fungi, Ascomycota, Pezizomycetes, Pezizales, Pyronemataceae. The coding region runs from base 1 to 735 and encodes 244 amino acids. The transcript has 4 exons.